AUGGAGACAAAUUCAAAAGACCACGGAAAAAAAGAGCCAGAGCUUACAAAAGAGAUCUCCAAAAUGCACAUUUCAAAACAGGAGCACAGUGAGAGCAGCAGUGACAGCGAGAGCGACAGCGGAUCAGAUUUUGUGCCAGUGGGAUUCGACUACGACGGCUUCAACACAAUGGCAGCAGGAAUUAUCCAUCUGGAGAAGCCAGAGAGCCACACGAAAAAAGAAGAGAAUGUGCUUUCGUACGACAUGCUCCUGGCGCGGAUUGAGAAGCAUCUGAAGCCAUCGGACAACGAGGUGGAAAGCAAAAUAAAAAUACCCAUCUCCAUAAGAAGAGACGGAGCCACAAAAACAUCGCUGAACAUAACGGAAAUAUGUAGGAAAAUAUGCAGAGAAGUGUCGCAUCUUAGACAGUUCAUAGAGGUAGAGCUGUCAGUCAACUGCUCCAUAGACGGGGAAGAGCGCCUGGUCAUCAAAGGAGUGUUCCCAGAGGCGCAGCUUCAGAAGAUCGUCAGAAACUACAUCAGACAGUAUGUUUCCUGCGGAGUGUGCGGAUCGCUCGAAACUGUGCUGGAGAGAGAGGACAAGCUGCUGUUCAAGAAGUGCCAGGCAUGCAAUGCCUCGCAGUCGGUAAAUGCGAUCCAGCAGGGAUACAAGGCGCUUACAACAAAGAGAUCUGUCCUCCGAAGAAAGACUGCAGAGUAG
This is a messenger RNA of Nematocida minor, 699 nucleotides long. Its product is annotated as translation initiation factor 2 subunit 2. The coding region runs from base 1 to 699 and encodes 232 amino acids. Gene Ontology annotation, biological process: translational initiation; formation of cytoplasmic translation initiation complex; formation of translation preinitiation complex. Gene Ontology annotation, molecular function: translation initiation factor activity; translation initiation factor binding; mRNA binding. The record is from RefSeq and is a predicted model, not a curated record. The transcript has a single exon. Gene Ontology annotation, cellular component: eukaryotic translation initiation factor 2 complex. NCBI's taxonomy places the organism in Eukaryota, Fungi, Microsporidia.